CACUGAAGAGAGAGGAUAAGCCUCCUGGGUUCAAAUAGAAAAUGGUUGAUCGGGAGAGGGAGUGGAAUUUUCAUCUCAGAUCGUUAUCUUCUAGUGCCAGAGACUCCAAUUUCGCCAACGAUCCUGCCUCCGAUCCUUCUCUCCUCAAUUCCGUGAAGAAGCUUCAUGAAUUUUGUAAAAGCGACAAGUCUGAGGAUUUGAUAGCUAGGGUUUAUCCUCAGCUUAAUAGAAUUUUUCAACGCUCCGUGUCUGCGAUUUCUCAGUCUCGUACCUCAAAUGGCAUUCUUUUACUGGUAAUACUUUGUUCCAUGUCUUUAAUUUAUUCCUUGGCACUGGCAGAUAUGUGGUAUUAUAGCCAUACUGUUCAUGGUUUCUCUUGUUUUGUUGUUGCUCAGGCCAUUCUUCAAUUCUUUCUUGAUUUUGGAGAUGUAGUUCUACAUGAUGCCGAUCCUAAUUUAAGGACAUUUUUUCGUUCAUGCUUGAGCCGGUAA
Molecule: messenger RNA, 491 nt
Organism: Ilex paraguariensis (yerba mate)
Lineage: Eukaryota; Viridiplantae; Streptophyta; Magnoliopsida; Aquifoliales; Aquifoliaceae
Source: the annotation of a GenBank genome assembly